GCUCCACCUCUCCCAUCUGCACUUCCAGCAACUCCUUUAGGAAAUCCUGAUGCAGGCAUCACACUGCCAAGUAUUGGUAAGAACAACCGUGCCCUUGUUCAUGUUCAAAGUUUUUCUUUCUCCUUUUAUUUUAGAAACUCAGUCAGCCCAUGAGUCUCUGAAGCCUCAGAGAGUACAUUUCCAGUCUCGAAAUUUCCACAAUGUUUUGCACUGGCAGCCUGGGAGGGCUUGCACCAGCAACAGCAGUAUCUACUUCGUGCAAUAUAAAACGUACGGACAGAGACAAUGGAAAAAUAAAGAGAACUGUUGGGGUAUUCUAGAAUUCUUUUGCGACCUUACCAAUGAAACAUCAGAUAUACAGGAACCUUACUAUGGGCGGGUGAGGACCACCUCAGCUGGGAUCCACUCGGGCUGGACCAUGACACGGCGCUUCACUCCCUGGUGGGAAACAAGAAUAGAUCCUCCAGUAAUGAAUAUGGCCCAAGUUAAUGGAUCUUUGUUGGUGAUUCUCCAUGCUCCGGAUUUACCAUAUAGAGACCAAAAAGGAAAAAAUGUAUCAAUAGAAGAUUAUUAUGAGCUAGUAUACCGAGUCUUUAUAAUUAAUAAUUCACUGGAAAAGGAGCAAAAGGUAUAUGAAGGAGCUGGCAGAGUUGUUGAAAUUGGAGCUCUGGCACCUGGCUCUUCUUACUGUGUGGUGGCUGAAAUUUAUCAACCCAUACUAGGCCGAAGAAGUCAGAGAAGUAAAGAAAGAUGUGUGGAACUUCCUUGAAGGGGUAUGGAGUGCUCCACAACAUGGAAAUCAAAAGCUCUCUGAAAGUGGGAUGGCUCAUUGUUGAAGCAUCUCACUAAAAGUUGUGUUUAUAUUUUCUUUUUUUUUUUUUAAUCAGGGGAAAGCGCGAACGCAGUCCCCCACUACCACAAAUUAUGCAGUCGAGUUUCCCACAUUUGGGGAAAUCGCAGGGGUCAGCACAUACGGAGUUUAUAUUUUCUUGAUGCGGUGUUCACUAUUACACUUUGGGGAGCGCUUUGCUUAUCCAUUCUUUCUUCCUUUACAUCUUACUAUAAACUGAUUUUACUAUAAAUUGAUAUACUAUAAACCACUCAAAACACUGGAAUUAGGGGCACCUGGGUGG
This is a messenger RNA of Neogale vison (American mink), 1133 nucleotides long. It is a transcript of the gene IL22RA2, whose product is annotated as interleukin 22 receptor subunit alpha 2. NCBI's taxonomy places the organism in Eukaryota, Metazoa, Chordata, Mammalia, Carnivora, Mustelidae. The transcript has 4 exons. The record is from RefSeq and is a predicted model, not a curated record. Gene Ontology annotation, molecular function: protein binding; interleukin-22 receptor activity. Bases 50 to 769 code for a protein of 239 amino acids.